CUACCCUCCAAAAUUUACCUCUCCGUCUGUUUGGUUCGCUCUCGUUGGCGAAAAUCUGUCGCUUCAACUUAAGGCAACUGACCCUGAAAACCGUACAAUAAACUACAGGAUCACUAGCACUGAUGCGCAAGGGUACACUUUCACACCAAACGGGCAGCUGAACUACACCAUGACGUCUGCAGACAACAAGACGUUCACAUUCGUAGCGACAGAUGAGUGCAAUGCUAACGAUACAACCGCGAUUACUCUUAUGGCGCAAUUUUGCCCAUGCCAAAACGGAGGAACAUGCUAUCCCCAUCCCUACUACCCUAGGGGGUCUGGCCAGUACGAAUGCGCGUGCCCGAAAGGAUUCAAUGGAAGUCGCUGCGAAAUUAACAUUGAUGAAUGCCAGUCGAACCUUUGUGUCAACGGUUCCUGUGUCGAUGGUGUCGCCGGCUACACUUGUAAGUGCGAUGCUGGAUUCGAGGGUCGACUUUGCGAUGUGAAAAUCUCGAACUGCUCUGAAGACUCGUGUUAUCCUGGUGUCAACUGUACCGAAGACCCGAGUGGUUUUGUCUGUGGUCCGUGUCCUGUAGGUUUAUCAGGAAAUGGAAAAACGUGCAUAGUACUAGCGACCAAGCCUCCGACGACUUCAGAGAGCGCUACCUCAACAGUAUUGGUGACCAAGCUUGCAACCGCAACGAAGAGAGUCACUUUGGCAGUAUCUUCAAACGAGCUUCCAACGCCAACGAAAAGAGUUACUUCAGAUGAUGAAUGA
Messenger RNA from Nematostella vectensis (starlet sea anemone), 757 nucleotides. Its product is annotated as fibropellin-1-like. The record is from RefSeq and is a predicted model, not a curated record. NCBI's taxonomy places the organism in Eukaryota, Metazoa, Cnidaria, Anthozoa, Actiniaria, Edwardsiidae. Gene Ontology annotation, cellular component: protein-containing complex; plasma membrane. The coding region runs from base 170 to 757 and encodes 195 amino acids. Gene Ontology annotation, biological process: heterophilic cell-cell adhesion; establishment or maintenance of epithelial cell apical/basal polarity. Gene Ontology annotation, molecular function: calcium ion binding. The transcript has 5 exons.